Molecule: messenger RNA, 4510 nt
Organism: Cataglyphis hispanica
Lineage: Eukaryota; Metazoa; Arthropoda; Insecta; Hymenoptera; Formicidae
Product: fibroblast growth factor receptor substrate 3
Exons: 5
Coding region: 52-1575 (507 amino acids)
Biological process (GO): cell surface receptor protein tyrosine kinase signaling pathway
Cellular component (GO): cytoplasm
Source: RefSeq, a predicted model, not a curated record
GUCGCAUUUGGUGUGUAUAUGUCUGACUCAUCGCGCGCGUAUCGAUGAUACAUGAGGCAAGAAUUGUAUUUUAUUGCUCCAUUUGAUGAUUUUGUUUUUCUUUUAUUUCUUGAUAAACGAAGGAUGGGUUGCGUCAAUAGUAGGACGAACGUUUUUCAAGUGACGAACGUUAACGACCAGGGUAAACCCAUUGCUCGUGGACGUUUAGAGAUUACUGAGAUAGAUAUAAUAUUUCACCAGAAUAGUAAACAACCAACUAUAUGGCCACUGCGCUGUUUACGGCGCUAUGGGUAUGACUCCGAACUCUUUAGUUUUGAAUCUGGUAGACGUUGUCCUACAGGCGAAGGCAUAUAUGCAUUCAAGUGUAAGAAGGCAAGAGAUUUGUUUAAUCUUGUACAAAUGAAAAUUCAGGUAUCCAAAAAUGGAGAUGACGCACUGUCGAGAGAUCUUUCAAUUGCAUCGCAUCCUACCCCAGCAGUGCCAAGAGUGGCAGUAGCAGUAGAGCCUAAUUACUUAGAUCCAAUAUCUAAUAGAAGUAACAGUUGCAUGGAUUCUAGAAUUAGUCAUAGUCAGCAAAACGGUAUCGGAAGAUUGAGCAGUAUUGGAAGCAGCAGUGAUCCUAUAUCACCCCAGGGCACUGUGGGAUCACCUUCGCCACCUCCUAUGCUGCCGCUUCCGCCACCGAUUUCUCAGCCUCAUCCGUCCUCUUAUGUCAAUGAAGAAGUCUUGUCAUCUGGCCUCACAGAGCACAACAAUAAUAAGAAUCUUGAAAGAGCAAUACAAAGAUCACCACAGAUUACUGCUGUCGAGAAUGUGAUAUUUAAAAAUGGACGUGCAGAAACAGAAUUGAUACCUGUUCAGCCUAGUGCAGAAGCUACCAACUGUGACCCAGCAUCACCGUUGCCGAUUAAGGCGCCUUACAUGAAUAUAGACAUCUGCAGCGAAACCAUCUGCAAUCGUUUCUCUCCGACACACAGUACUUCCGAAACGUAUCAAUUCAAGGAAGAAAGUAACCUAAGCGGAUCUCAACACGCAUACAUAAACGUAAGUCCCGGACAAGAUCACGUAGAGAAAAUCAUCAUCAAGGCGCGACCGUCUCCAUUACCCGUUUUACAACCGAAUGUCGAAGAAAUCUCCAAGCAUUGUUACUACAAUUUGGAGGCGAACGAGAGCCAAAAUUUGAAGAAAAGAUUCUCUGGUACCUCGAGCGAAAAAUCACCCUUAGCCCCUUCUACACCAACGAAAGGUCUGAUUAGGGAAAUGAAUUAUGCGAUCUUGGAUCUGAAUAAGAAAGAAGAUUUACCUGGUAUGUCCGAUAACAAUGUGAAUUCACCGCCAUCUCCUCCCGAAUCUCCAAACAAGCCGCAGAUAGGCUAUGUUACGAUAGACUUCGAAAAAACAGUUGCUCUAUCGCACCCCUCUAUCGUCAAUCCCAAUCACGAUAACGAAGGCUCGAGGAAGACCCGUCACAAUUCUACAAUAGAUGACCUGGUGACGACUACGUGUAAGCACAAUUCGUCAAUAAAGUUCUUAAUCAGCUGUAACAAAACGCUCCAAUACACAUCUAAGAUGUAAAUAAGCAUACAUUUUAUGGAUAAUAAUCAUUAAUUUUUUUAUAAAUAUGUAUUUUGUUAUAUAUUAUAUUUACAAUUUAUUAUAAAAAGUGAAAUUUAAACCAAAUAUAUUAUAUAUUUACAUAUUUAUGUUAAACCAAAAAUAUACAUAUAUAGGAAACAGAUAUAAUCGAAUCAAGUAUAAGUCUGUUUAUCAAUUGUAAAAUAUUUUUUGACACACACGCACACAUAGAAAUACAAUUACAAUCGCGUGUGUUAAAAGAUACGUAGAAAUAAUUGCAAAAAAAUAUAUUAGAUUUUUAUUUUUUUAAAUAAAUAAAUUGCAUUCCAAUUCUCUCUCUUCUCUCUCUCUCUCUCUCUCUCUCUCUCUCUUUUUCUCUUUCCUUUUUUCUCUUUCUCUCGCUAGAAAAAAUUUAGUUUGCGAGCCACUACUUCAAUAAUUCAAUCGUGUCGAUUGAAUUAAAUCAUAGAAAUAAUAAGUUUUAUCUUACGAAAAAACGAUUUUAUUAAAUGUAUGAGAUGUUAUUCGUAUCUAUUUCUUUUGAAAUAUAUUGCGUUAGAUUGCAUCUAUAUUGCAUAUGUCUCUCCUGCAAAAAAAUUUCUUUGAAUCGCAGCGACAAUAAAGAAUUGUUUGCCGUAAGAGCAACAAAAUCCUGAAAUAAGAAGGAAUAAUGUCAAAUUUCACAUAUAUAAUUAAUUUUAUGCAAAUAUAUAGAUUUGUGCCUGUUUUCUUUUUGUUAUUCUCUAUUUGUAUGGAAAAGAAUAACUAAUGAUAUAUAUAUUAUUUAUUGUGAUAUAUCUAUUCGGUUGCGCAUUUUUCCGUUUAUUGAUCGCCAUGCGUGCAAUCAUAGAUUAUUUCCUCUGGAAUUUAUUUAGUUUAUCUCAUCUUUUUACACAUGACAUUUAAAAUCAAUGUCUUCAAUACUUGUUUUCUUUAUUAUGACAAAGUGUCGAUAUAACGAUAUCGAAAAAGACAAUUUUUUAAAAAUAUUUAUUAAUAAUUCUCUUAAUAAUUGUAGAACAGAAUCAGUACAGGUUCGAACUCUUAGAUCAAAGACAAUGAUAUCACAUGUAAAAAUAAAAAUUUGAAAAAUACGAACUGUUUGAUAAUAUUAACGUAUUCACUGCCAUAUAUAAAUAUUUAACAAAUACUUAACUUUUGCAAUUUAUCGCUUAAAAAAUAGUUGAUUGACAUAAAAAACCAAUAUAUAUCAAAUAAUUAUAUAUGAUAAUAUUUACAAUGCGUAAUUUUAAAUAACUUGAUAACAUUAUUCUGAAUAUCUCAUUUAUUUUCUAUUGUAUUAAUAUCAUUUGUGUAUGUGUGUGUGUGUGUGUGUGUGUAUGAUUAAAAUUUUUCAAUACCACGAAUACUUUCAAAAAAUACGAACGAAUAUUUUUAAUUAAAUUAAUUAGUAAAAGACUGAAUUAAAUGAUAAAGGACAAGAUAAAUAAAUCCAGAAAAAGAAUACUUUAAAAACUAUGGAAAAAGUACAUUGAUAUACAAUUUUAGAUACUUUUUAAUGCAACAAAGAAUUUUUAGCAGUUUUAGGCAAUAAUAUGGAAUGAUUUGUUUUAUAAUUUUCAGCGAUAAAUCAAAUUAGUAAGUAGGACAUUUUUUGCAGGCUCUACAUAAAUUUAUAAAUCGAUUAAAAAUUGGUAGUGAAUAAGUUAAUAUGAGAUCUCUCUAGCUUUAAUGUUCAAUAAUUUUAUAUAAAAACUAAAUAAAUUGGCCUUCUAUAAAGAGAGACACUUUAAAAAUAUCAUUGAUAGAAAAUAAAAAAAAUUUCUGUUGGAUAUACAUGUAUAUUAAAAUAAUAUAUAUAUUAAAUAUAUUAUUACAUGAAAGUUUCCAUUUUCAGUAGAGAGCAAAAAGAAUUCAGGCUUAUAAAUCAGUUAUAAUAAAUGUCAAAAAUGGGCAAAAUGUUAAGAUUACAGAAUUUCAAAUUUGACAGAUAAUUUUCAUCAAUAUUUUUGUAAUUCCGAAAAUAUUGUGACGAUAACAUCUUCAUUAGGAGAUAUUUUCGGAUUCUAAUUAAUUUUUAGAAUAUACAAAUGAAAUAUUAAAAUAUUGCAUGAUAAGAUAUCUAUGUAAUGCUCAUCUUUAACAAAUAUUGUAGUAUAGUGUCGCCAAAAAAUUCUAUAUAAUAUAAUUUGUAUAAUAUAUGCGUGCACAUUGAAGAGAAAGUUAGAACAAUUAAUGUUAAUAUAAGAAACAUAUGAUAAGUAAUAAUGUGCAAUGUGCUUGGCAUAGAUAAGAUUUUUGUUCUCUAUGUAGAGUUUUACAAACACAAUACACACCUAAUACAAAGGCCUCAACUGUAAAAGAGAUAUUCUUUUUCUAAAUUAUUAAAUAUGCAUUAAUUCGUAUAUUUUAAUUUUUAUAAAUGUAUAUCGCAACAUUUCCAGCGUGGCCUAUAAUUUUAAAAUUAUCAUCAGUGCUCAAAUACAUUAAAAUAAUAGAGAAAGAUGUUUACGUUUACAUUUAAAAAAAUUACAAUUAUUUAUCCAAAGAUUCUAUCUUUAAGAAUGUAUGGUUUAAGAUGUCGUAGACACAAUAUAUAAGCUCUUUUAUUACACUAAUAUUCUUAGAACCAUAUUCGUGGAGCCAUACAUGAGUUUUGAUAAUCCAUAUGUUUCCUUGUGCCAGAUUAUUUUUAUGUAUUACAAUUGGUGAUGUAAUAAAAUUAAGGAUUUUUAAUUUAAGAAUUAAAAUUUAAGAAUUAUAAUUAAAAAACUGCUGUAAAUUGAAAGAAAGUGUUAUCGAAAAGAUAAACGUACGUGUCGAGCAUUUUUAUGGAUUGUUAUGUAGAUACAAUCCCGUUGUGGAUUGUUAUGUAAAUACACAAGUAGAAUGUGCCAAAAAAGCAUAAAUCUGUUUAUAAUGAUGUUUUAUAAAGUUUGAAGAUGUAAAAUAUAUAUUCAAACUUGUUUAUAUA